This is a messenger RNA of Blastocystis hominis, 771 nucleotides long. RefSeq lists its product as hypothetical. The transcript is spliced from 6 exons. The coding region runs from base 1 to 606 and encodes 201 amino acids. NCBI's taxonomy places the organism in Eukaryota, Bigyra, Opalinata, Blastocystidae. The record is from RefSeq and is a predicted model, not a curated record.
AUGGAAAAGGAGCAAAUAUUAGGAGAUAUGAAGCCUACUGAAGCUUGGACAGAGGAUUCAUGGGAUCCCUAUAAAUAUACUGCGGAAAAGAGAAAGGAGAUCUUGAGUACCAUGAGUAAGAAAGCUCGGGAAGAGCAAAAGAAGUUGGAAGAAGCGAGAAAGAAGGAGGAGGAGGAGCGAAAGCAGCAGGAACUAAAGGAGGAACUUGAAAGAAAGCAGAAAGAGGAAAAGGAAAAGCAAAGCAAGAAAGAGAAUGAGAAGAAGAAGAAAGAUAAGAAGAAAAACGACACGCUGAUCCCCACCUACACAAAAGCAGAGCUGAAGCGUGCGGAAGCGAUAAGACGAGAGAAGCAGCGUGAGAGAGAUAUCAAAAGAAACGAAGAGGCAAAAGAGAAGGAGCGCGAGAUGGAGGAGGCGAUGCUGGCAGAGUCUGCUGCGGAAUCCGCUUCCUCAGCCUCUACUGCCGAGGAGGAGUACAAAGUGGACCAGUCGGCUCAUUGGUGUCCGUUGUUCGUCGGCUUCUUGGUGGUUGUCCUGCUGUUCGUGCUGGUGGUUCGCUUGUUUCCGACCUACCGCCUGCGUUCUAUGAGCUGGUGGACCGAAUGAAGGGCGUGUAUGGGUCUCGCCUGGUGCUCAGCGAGAUGGACGACCGCGUUCCCGAGAAGGUGAAGCAGCUCUAUUUCCAGAUUAGUUUCUCGAAGUUCAGCGAACUCUGCGAUUUCUAUCUUUCGCCGUGGUUCAAGCAUCUGGUCCACUACUACUGGAUGGAUU